UGCCGCGUAGCGCUGCCGAAUCGUCCGCGGGCUGUCCCGCUCCCGGCGCCUCUUAUAAGCAGGUACCGCCGCCCGGUCGCCAGUUGCAGGCUGCACGCUGCUGAAUAAACAGGUCUCCUCUCGUCUCAACUGCGUCACAAUGCGUUGUCUGCUGGUGGUAGCUGUGCUGGUGGCGGCCGUCGGAGCCGCCUCAGUCUCCCAGCGCGUCUCCGUGAGCGGCUCCUCUCGCGGCGGAGAGUCCGUCUCCGUCUCUGAGACCUCGAGCAGCAUCCGCUCCGACACAGGCACCACGCUCGGCACCAGGAGCUCCUUCUCCAGUCGGCGUCGGACGCCGGCCGCCGUCGGCACCCCGGCCCAGGCGGGCGCUCCCGUGGCGCCCGCCACCGCCCAGAGGGCUGUCCCGGCCGCCUCUCCCGUGAAGCCCGCGGCCGCCGCAUCUCCUGCUGUAGGCGCUGCGUCUCCUGCUGUGGGAGCUGCAUCUCCUGCCGUGGGCGCUGCAUCUCCUGCUGCGGGCGCUGUGCCUCCGGUUGCGGGCGCUGUGCCCUCGACUGCGGGCGCCGUGCCGGCGGCCGGCGGCACCAGCCUGCAGGCCGCCCAGUCGGCUCUCAGCGGCAGCAUCCCCGUGGUGCCCUCCGUGCGCCCCCUGCGCCCUCUCAACAUCCAGGUGCCGUCUCUGGGAGCGCCUGCCAUCGGCACGCGCUUCAACAGCCGUCCCGGCAGCGGAGCGGGUGUGGCGCCCGCACUGGCCGGCGCCCAGGCCAGCCUGAACCAGGCGGCCGCCGAGCUGAGCGCCGUCAUGAGCGCCCUCGGCGUUUAGACGCUCACCGGUUUUUGUUUUGUUGGGUUAGGCCCUUUCGGUCGACAAGACCAUUGCAGAGCCGGAAGGAUGAUAGGAAUUAUGGGGAGACAUUGGUCUGGGCAGGCACCCUAGUGAGUCGCCGGGGCUGAGCCCGUCCAGAGGACAGGCCACCCAGCCCCAAAGCACUCACUGCACCCGGCUACGGGGUGCGCUCCCUCAGGAGCAGCGGUGCCGCUCCAAGGGAGCAGCCCGCAUGAGAUAAAGUUGCCUGUCCAGCCCGGAGGGGGGUUGCGGCGUGGAGGAGAAGGAUUUCAGUAUCCUGAGGAUAGAAGCACGGAUAGGUGCCAUAACCGCCGCUCACCGGUUGGCGGCGGCGGUUAUGGCACGGGGACCAGGACGGUGUGGAGAAGUCUGAGUCAGCGGAGGGAGAGUCGGCACGGCAGGGAAGCUCGGCCGCUGCAGAGGGAGCGGUGACGGCCGACGCGAACGACUCAUCAUCAGAUGAGUUUUAGUCGGAAUUAAGACUGGACUUGCGGCCAGAGAGGCGUGGCUGUGGUUGGCAGCAGUAAGGGAGAACUUGAGGGAUGGUAUUCCGUCCUCUCGCUCAGUGCUCGGCGUGGCGAGGACGGUCCAGCACCGCAGGCUUGGAGAGGAACAAACACCUGAAGGAUGCGCUGACCGGCUUAAAACGGCGUCAGUGGUGUGACGGUGGCCGAGCACUGCCAGAAAGACGGAUGGAGCAGUGGUGCCUGAGCUGCUUCUACCGAAUAGACCUGCCCCGGUGGCACUAAAAAGACAGAAUGCUUAUGUGCUUAGUGUGAGCGUCAAGGGCGGGGAGAAGAAAGCUAGAAUGAGCUUUUUGUGACUGAUUUGAAUGUGAUGUAAACCUUGUUUGUAACAAGAUGAUACCAUCGAUGUUAAUUGUUGACAAACAAUAUACUUAUGAGGACCAGUGAU
Amphibalanus amphitrite is the source of this 1756-nucleotide messenger RNA. RefSeq names its product cuticle protein 16.5-like. The transcript has 2 exons. NCBI's taxonomy places the organism in Eukaryota, Metazoa, Arthropoda, Thecostraca, Balanomorpha, Balanidae. Bases 140 to 817 code for a protein of 225 amino acids. The record is from RefSeq and is a predicted model, not a curated record.